CCCCCAGGAGCAGUUGGACUUCAUCGGCAAUGCCUGGCGUUUCGACCCCUACAACAACACUUAUAACGAGGGGUGGCGCCAUCAUCCCAACUUCUUCUAGAGUGGACCUAAUCCUCGGCCACCAGUCUCUCGGUGACCAUCAGGCUUUCAGAGACCUCCUUACCAGCCAAGACAAGGGAAAUUCCAGCAAUAGCAGCAGCCUCUCUAUCCGGCCAGACAGGGGUCGGCUCCUCCUCAGACACAGAUGAGGCAAUUUCAGCAGCCAGGUGCAGCCCCCACAGUCUAGUACAGAGCGAUCCUAUGGCCGAUUUGAGAGAUCUUGUGGGUUCUCUAGCCACAUCCAGUGCGAAUAAGUUCAGCAACAUCGAGCAGUUCAUGGAGAAAGCUAGAAGCUAGCCAGAGAAACACGCAGGUUGUACUGCAGGAUAUCUAGACCCAGCUCGGGAGUGUGGCCCAGGCUGUAGCACAGAGGGCUCCGGGUAUUUACCCGGGUAGACCAUUCCCCAUCGGCAGGACCCAAAUGAACACUGCCAGGCCAUUACUACCAGGAGUGGCAAGGUGACUGCGGACCCACCUGUCCAAACACGACAGGAGAGAGAAAUACCUGCUUAAGCACUUCCAGCUAAUGAAGAAGAACUGGAGGAGGUUGAGGGGCGUACUCCUAAACCACAGCUAGUGGUGAAAGAGUAUGUCCCUCAGCUCCCCUUUCCUACUCGGUUGCACAAAGACCGACUGGAGACUGAGUUUGCCAAGUUCAUGGCAAUGCUGAAGCAAGUGAACAUUAGUAUGCUCUUCGUGGAGGCAUUGUCGAAGAUGCCCAAGUAUGUUAAGUUCAUGAAAGAUCUCCUCACUAACAAGAGGAAGCUUGGGGAGCUGUCGACGGUGAUGCUCAAGGAGGAGUGUUCUGCCAUCCUGCAAAACAAGCUACUAGAGAAGCGCAGAGACCCAAGGAGUUUCAUUAUUCCUUGCAUGAUUGGUAUUUUGCAUGUAGGAAAGUCCUUGGCAGAUUUAGGUGCUCGCAUAAACGUAAUGUCAUAUAAACUGUUUAAGAAGCUAGGCCUAGGUGAACCCAGUAAUACUAGGAUGAGCAUUCAACAAGUUGAUAGAUCCAUUGUGCAUCCUACGGGCAUUGCGGAGGACUUGAUAGUCGUAGUGGGGCCAUUCUCAUAUCUUGUUGAUUUUGUUAUUCUUGAUAUAAAUGAGGAUGUGGAUGUGCCUUUAAUACUGGGUAGACCUUUUCUCGCAACCACUAAGGCGCUUAUUGAUGUGAAUGAUGGGAAGUUAAUUUUGAGGGCUGGGGGUGAACAAAUCACCUUCUCUGUUUCUGAUAAUAUGAAACAUCCCGAGCUCCAUGAUGAUCUAGACUACUGAGAUGUUAUUGCUGAUUUUGAGACCGCACUCGCCAUCACUAGUGCGGGUACUGACGAUUUCCUCGAGCAUUUUCUUUUGCUAGAGGAACAGGCAUUACAGGAGUUGCAGUUGGAGGAGCAGCUUGAUGAAGCCACGAUCAAGGGGGAGAGAAACCAUUCAAGCCGAUCCAUAUGAUGAGCCCCUACAUGGGUCUUAGUUUUCAGAAUAACGCAGGUACGAAUCAUCAGCAACUCCAAGAUUGACACCAUUCGUGUACCUUGUCAAAUCUGCUGCAGGGAUUCGUAUAGUUCUCUCUAAUAGUAUCCAGGAACAAACCGAUCUCUUAGAAGACCUCAAAGGUCUUCCCACAUUGUAAUUUUUGGAUGGAGGUUACGUCGUCGUUGCAAUCGAACUUGCUCCCACCAUUGAGCAGCAUAGUCCGUAAACUCGUAGGUGGCCAAGACCACCUUCUGCUGCUUAGAAUAAUUUCCCAAUUGAAAGAAUAACAUUACCUUUCGCUCCCAAUCCAGGUAAUGUGAGGCAUUGAGAGAUCCAGUGAAUGGAGGGAUGGUUAGUUUGAUGCCUGGCGAAAUGGUAGGCUCUGCCUCUGGCCUCCGUUCCCUGUAAUCACGACGAUCGUGAUUUGGUAGUCCAGGAUGGGGAUCUGCAACCACCAAUCUUUGCUCAAUGUCUUUAAUUCGUGCCGAUAGUUCUUGAUUGGCGUCGUUUUGAACUGGUUUGGCGGCCUGGCGAACUCCUUCGUGCUCUGCCCUAUUCUAUGGCGAAGCAGGGUUAGGAAUUUGCAGGCGAAGCUCGGCUAAUUGGCGAUUAACCUACUCGAAUUGAGUCUAGAAGUACCGUUGUAAAGCUUCCAUCGUCACAGGUUGUGCAGGUUGCUCGUCGCCCAUGACUGUCUACUUCUCCUUCCUCCUUUGUUUUGGGAUUAGGAGCGCAGGAUCACUAGAAACAGGGCCCUUCGACCUUGUCUAAUGUAUGAUUCCAGUGACGCCUUCUAUUGUCGUCGUCGUCUUUUGUGCCCUGCGUUUGAACCGGGCUCGUGAUACCACUUGAUGAGGCCCUAUAUGGGUCUUAGGUUUCAGAAUAACGCAGCUACGAAUUGAGCUUGCUCAAUUCCAAAGUCUUGAUCAAAACAGGGGGGUUUGUAAGUGGAUGGAUGGUCAAUUUCGUGUAAUUUCACACAACAGGGAAAGACUCGAAAUAGAUAUAUCAAAGCCUGGCCCCGAAGAGCGUGAAUAGUUGAAUGAUACAAGCACUCAAGCUGCUUAGAACUCUUCCUAAACAAAUCUCAAUCUCACGAAGCACAAGCUUUGUGAACCAAACUCGGGUUGGUAUUCGAAUCCAAAAACUGAGUUUUACAAUGCAACUGAUCAGCCUUAAAUAGACCUAUGUUAACUAA
This is a messenger RNA of Linum trigynum, 2767 nucleotides long. The record is from the annotation of a GenBank genome assembly. NCBI's taxonomy places the organism in Eukaryota, Viridiplantae, Streptophyta, Magnoliopsida, Malpighiales, Linaceae.